This is a messenger RNA of Xyrauchen texanus (razorback sucker), 3528 nucleotides long. RefSeq names its product GTP-binding protein 10 (putative) (gene gtpbp10). The record is from RefSeq and is a predicted model, not a curated record. Gene Ontology annotation, molecular function: GTPase activity; magnesium ion binding; GTP binding. The transcript has 10 exons. Gene Ontology annotation, cellular component: mitochondrion. Lineage: Eukaryota; Metazoa; Chordata; Actinopteri; Cypriniformes; Catostomidae. Bases 145 to 1281 code for a protein of 378 amino acids.
CAGCCAGACCCUUCUCAUGUUUCCGGAAGCACACACGUGGUUCGAUUGUCGCUUUAGCAAUGCAAAAUAAUUUGCGUUGUAACUAAAGAAUAACCGGUUUUGUUUUACUUUAGAACAGUUUCGGUGUUGGGGAGUUAUUUCGGCAUGGUUUGGACAAGCAGAGUUUGUUUCCGGAAGUAUGGCAACUUUGUGGAUAAUGUACGGCUGUACGUGAAGGGUGGGAGCGGGGGAAUGGGAUUGCCUCGUUUAGGGGGGCACGGGGGUAACGGAGGUGACGUGUGGGUUGUGGCCAAAAAAGGCGUUACCUUGAAGCAAAUCAAGGACAGCCACCCUAAUAAACGAUUCACUGCAUGUGUUGGUUCUAACAGCAGCAUCCAUGCUCUGAAAGGGGCUAAAGGAGAGGAUGCUCGGGUCUUUGCACCUACUGGGAUCUGUGUUACAACAGAUGAUGGGAGAUUCCUUGGAGAGUUGAACUGUGAAGAAGACAAACUUCAGGUGGCUAGAGGUGGUCAGGGUGGCACUCUUCACUCUGGGUUCUUGCCCAGUAAAGGUCAAACCAGGCAGAUUCGACUGGACCUUAAACUCAUUGCAGAUCUUGGACUUGUUGGGUUUCCUAAUGCCGGUAAAUCCUCCUUACUGACCGCCUUGUCUCAUGCUAAGCCGAGGGUUGCCAGCUACCCCUUUACAACAUUAAGACCUGAGAUUGGAAGGAUCAUGUAUGAUGAUCACAAGCAGGUUUCACUGGCCGACUUACCAGGACUGAUUGAAGGUGCUCAUGAGAACAAAGGCAUGGGACAUAAGUUUCUCAAACAUGUGGAGAGAACCAAGCAGCUCAUGUUUGUGGUCGACAUUUGUGGGUUUCAGCUAGCUAGUAACGCACCAUUUAGGUCUGCUUUUGAAACUGUGCUGCUUUUAACCAAGGAGCUGGAGUUAUAUAAGGAGGAACUGUUAGCCAAGCCCGCCAUCCUGGUCAUAAAUAAGAUGGACCUCCCUGAGGCUCAAGGCAAGCUCAGAGAGUUGCAUAAUCAGCUGGAGAAUCAAGAAGAUUCAAGCCGCUGCCUUCCUGAGGACAUGACUCCAAGAGGCCUUAUGCAUUUCACAAACAUCAUCCCAGUCUCUGCCACAACUGGCCUUGGACUGCCCGUGCUCAAAACCCUUAUUCGCCAAUCACUUGAGGAGCAGGAUACCAUAGAAACUGAAAGCCAGCGCAGCGAGAGGCUCCUUAAGUUGAGAAGGGAGAUUCCCACUCCAGUGAUGCCUAGCUGGGGGCAUCCAGUAUGAGAUCCAUAGAGGUUCUUCUGUAUGGAAACCUAUACAUAUUCAUCAAAAACACUACUGAACAUUUGCAGACAUGUUAAAUAUGCAAUGUGUGGGCAUGAAUCCCACAGCUACUAAAAAUGGCAUCAGCUCAACAAAGAAAAGGAGAGUCUAUAUCCAGUUUUUACUUAACAAAUCAGUCCAUAUUGUUUAUACUAGCAUUUGUUGGACUUUGGUACCAAAUUUGGGAUCCACAAUAUUUUGUGCCUCCAAAUAAAGACCUCAUCAGCACCCUAGUGCUUUUCAAAAGUAAGAACAUAGUGUUGAGGCUCCAAAGGAAGUGUUUUUCCUUUUUUUUUUUUUGUAGUGUUAUUGUUCUGAGCUUUCAUUUUAAUAUUCGAAAUGUACAGUGACUAAAACAUUUUCAUUUUUUAGAGUCUUUUAAUGCUUUAGUAGCAAACUAAAUUAUUUCAAUAUUGUUUUAUGAGUUCUUAUCUGACCGCCUGGUAUAAUGAUAGGUUAUAGCUUUUUAGUUUUUAUACAUUACAGUAUGUUAUUUAAGCAAUAUUGCACAAGAGAGCUGAAUGUACUGUAUGUUAGAACUGCUGUGAUUCAGCCAUAGGCAUGAUAAAAGGCACAACAGCACAGUUGCGAGCAUGAUACAACUGUUCAGCAAACAAGUAAAUAAGAAAAAAAAAAAAAAUCAAGAUUUCCCAAAAACGCUCCUGUGUGUCAAACUAAUGUCACGGAUUCAAGUUAUACCAAGCAUCCAGAAUUAACUUGAAUUAACUCUGUUUAAACAAUAUGGCUUUCACAGGACAUAUGGGAUGAUAUUUGUUGAUGAAAACGUUUGUUUAUAGUGACACAAAGAAUUGUUGGUUAUGUGUGCCAAUGAAGAAUAGACCCUCCUGCAUUAUUCAGAUUCCUGAGAAAGUAGGUCUCAUUCGAAGGCUUUAUUUUGGUACUUGUCAUUCUGAAAGCCCCUAUGAAGUAGGCAGCGAUAAACACAAUCUCUGAAGCACCCAACCCCUUAAAAGAAACACUCAUAAUAUAAAAGACACUAAUUUGUUGCCACCUACUGGUGUAAAUAUGUCAUCUGAAGAAAUUGUUACUGAACAGAUCAGUGAAAAAAAAAAAGAACAAUUAAUAAAAAUCCCCACCAUUAUUUUGAAAGUGGAAGAUUCCACACAGAGAGAUAAAAAAAAAUGAAAAGAAGCAUCCCAGCGCUGUUAUAUUCAAGGAGCUAUAAGUUACAGGUACAUACCAACACUCUUGGAACACUGUUGGUCCAAAACGUACAAUACAUACUCGGUAAGAAGUGCACUGUCAAUGGUAUAAAUAAUAAGGGUGCAUCACCUCAGAGGAAGAGAAGUUAACCCAAAACGUUGAAGUUCCAAAAAGAAUUUAAAGGCAGUAUAACAUAAUCCAUAAGACUCCAGUGGAUUAAUCCAUGACUUCUGAAACAAUCCAAUUGGUUAUGGGUGCGAACAGACCAAAAUGUAACUGCUUUUUUGCUAUAAAUCUUGACAUUAGCAGUCUCCUUGGCCAGAAGCUUGAUAACACUUCCUUGCUCCAUCAAGUGCCCUGAGCAUGCGUCAAGCUCUGGGAGGUGAUCAGACACAAUUGGGUUUGAUAUCAUGAUUGUGCACAGUGACCGCAAUGACAAGAUGAACAGUGAAAACAGUUACAUUUUGGUCUGUUCUCACCCAAAAUCGAUAAGAUCUUUUCAGAAGACAUGGGUUAAACAACUUGAGUCUUAUAGAUUACUUUUAUGUUGCCUUUGUGCUUUUUGGAGCUUCAAAAUGUUGGUCACCAUUCACUUGCAUUGUAUGGACCUAAGAUAUUCUGAGAUAUGAAAUCUGUGUUCUGCAGAAGAAAGUAAAAAAACAUAUCUGGGAUGGCACGAGGGUUAUUAAUUUAUGAGAGAAUUUUCCUUUUUAGGUGAACUAUCUCUUUAAAUAACAUUUGUAGCAGACACAUAUGAGUAUGUGUUACCAGUUUGAGACACACCAAGUUAGGAGUUGAGUCGUUCUUCAUUUGAAGUGGCAGAUAGUGUCCCUCUACUUUGCAAUAGAAAUCAACUUUCAACAAAUCGUAAAAUAUUUGCACAAUUGUAUUCUUUAGGGUGAAAGCAAUUUGCGCAUAGUUAAAAGUUACAUUCUUGUAUUAAAACACGUUUUACUGAGGAUGAGAGAUCAUGUGUUACAAGAUCUGCAUGUCCCCGUCAUAUUUCAAAGGUAUCCUGGGAUGUAAUUGUAACAAUGAAAAUAA